AUGAGCUCUGAUGGGAUGUUAGCUGCCUUACCCAGCGGAUCAACACCUGAUAAAGACAAUAACAAAGAUGACGAAUUAAUAAUGCUUCAUCUUCGCAAAUUGUUUGAUGAGUUUAUCAAUUUAAAAUCAACCUUGACAGACCAAGAUCGGGAUGAGCGGUUAUAUCAAAUGCUGCCUUUAUAUUAUAAUGUGACGAACAAAACACAUCUAUUAAAUGAAGAAAAAAAAUCACCUGCUAGAUCCCAGUGUCCGAAUUGGGAAGGUGAAGCAGCAUUUUGUUAUCAAAUAAGUCAGCUUUUGGCAAGGGAAAUAAAACGAAGAGCAUUAAAUCAGAGCACAGAAACAGCAUCAAAGACGAUUGCUUCGUUCUUAGAGCCGCACGAUGUAAACGAAUGUUAUGAAGAAAAAGAAAACGGCUGGAUUCUAUUAACGGUAGUGGGUGUAAUGGCAACGAUUAAUCAUGACAAUUCAUUACAAGAGAUAAUGAUAAAUGCGACACUACCAUCUACAUUAAUUCGAUGUAUAUAUCUGUUUUUGGAUCUUCCCGAGGAAAGAAACGAACUACCCGCAAUUGAAAUAUCCUUAGACGUAGAGAUGGAAAGGCCCAUAUUGUUAUACAAUGCCUUUUCACAGAUUCUACUGCAACUUUGUGCGAACCCAUUGGCAGCAGAAGAACUGAUUCGUGUAGAUGAUCUAACCCUAUUGUUUUCAACUAUUACUGCACAAUAUGGUCCCUGCAAUCGUCGAUGGCGUGCGUUAGCCCGUGAUGUACUACGGAUUAUCGCGAGACAUGGAAUUAGUGAUAAAAUUGUGCAGUACAUUCAUGCGAAAGGAUGCAUAGCACUUUGUGUCGAUAACAUGCAAAGAUCGAUAAGUUCUAAGCCCCCGGAUACUGUGGAAAUGUUGCAAUCUAUAUUUGAAUUCCUACAACAAUCCUCACGAUUCUCUCAAGUAUUGUUGGAUGAUUUCAAACAUUGCCAAGGAUAUCUGUUUUUGGUCGAUUUUCUAAUAAAAGUGGACCAAAGUUUUAAACCAGACUUAGACCAUAACGAAGAGUUUGUCGUUGAAAGUGUUUUUCAGAAAUUAAUGCCAAUGAUCGUUUCAUUAUGCUACUGUGGAUAUUCUCAAUCGUCACAGUUACACUCAAUAACUGAUUUUUCAAAAUCCCAUUCCCAAGGAAGAAGAAAUGCGUGUGUUAGAAACCUUCAGGCCUUUCAGGUUCUUCAAACAGUUUUUCUACGUUCAUCAAAUACUCUCCUUUGUUGUUUGAUACUUGAUGCGAUUGCUGAUGUAUAUAACAGUGACGAUGCAAACUAUUACGUAUUAGAAUCUCAAAACACGUUAUGUAUAUUUGCGGAAAAGAUGUAUCAGAAAGCAAAAACGGUGCAAACAAAAUUUUUCAAAAUGGUCGAAUUUAUAGUGUUUCAAUUGAAUGUUAUACCCCGUAAAGAAUUGAUUGCUUUUUCAGUGCUGCUGAAAACAAAUCAAGCAAUAGAAACAAGCAUUGAAUGUACACGUACAUUUUUGCGUUUGUUAAAGCAUAAUGUCGUUUUUGUGGAUGUAUAUCGUGAAGUUGGGAUACUAGAAGUUUUCGUUACAUGCAUGAAGAGAUACAAAGAUUACCUGGGGAAAAACGUGGAUUUAACAACACCAUCAUGCACCUGUGACAAAGAUAAAAUUGAGCAUAAACGCAAAGCAUCUUUGACAACUGCUGUGGAUUCGGAAGAAAUCUUAGGACUCUUGAUAAUGGAUGCCCUCGUUUGGUUGUUGAAAGGUAACUCGAACAAUGCAACCAUCUUCAAGAACAGUGGCGGCAACAAAUGUGUCUACGAGAUGAUAAAGACCAAUUAUUAUAGCGUAGCUAUUUUGAAAAUUGUUAAAGAACUUAUCUCUACAGUUGGUGGUGAAGAUGAUAUGUUGCAUUUAUUAAAAUCAAUCAAUGCUUCUACCGAACAACGGUCGAUCUGCAUAUCUACACGAAUUAAAGUUUUGCAAUCAUUAAUUGAUUGUCUUAAGGAGAGCCACCGUACCAGAUCAAUUUUUCGAAAGGUUGGAGGUUUUGUAUACGUUGUUAAUGUAUUGGAUUUGCUAAAGAAUCAAUUUGUUGAAAGGCAACGUUGGGAUGGACCUAGCGAAAAUCAAGUUUUGUUAUUUCGCGUCGUUUGCCACACGCUCAGUGUAGCCAUGCGCUUUGAACCGGCAAACGCGAAAUAUUUUCAAAAUGAGGUUGCAAAUACCUUAUUUUUUGAAGCUAUUCGAGAUUUAGGAUGCUUUUCUAAAAAUGAAAUUAUACGACCAUAUGCUUCCGAUAUCGAUGAUCAUCUUGAAUACACCCGUCAACAUCGUUCAACCAUGAAUUCAAAAUUGAUAGAUGCUUACGCAAAGAUUUUCAGAACAAUAUCUCAGAAUACAAAUGAUCAUCCAUCACCAACAACAAAACACGGUGAUGAUCUUUCUAAUGCUCCGGAUAGUAUGAUUUUACCAUCAUUACGUGCUGUUUGUGUUGUAUAUAGAACUCUUUACGAUAUUGUGUUAGAUGGAUUUGAUGGCCCCCAAAUGAUUGAAAUGUUCCACUACAAAUCCGUUACAGACACCACAGAUCAAACAAUCAAACUUGGUAAUCUCACCUCUUCUCGAUCACCGAUUACCAUAAAUGAUUACCUAAUUGUACAUCCAUCUAUAAUUGUAUGUAUGCUAAAGUUAUUACCAUCAGUCGAAGAACAAUGUUUGUCAAGCACAAACGAUAGCAAAAUUCCUGAAUGGAAAGGUUUGACAGAAAAAGCGAUGGCAUUACAGUACUUUCUUUCAGAGGUAAUCAAAUCCUUCGUAGUUCGUAGUGAACGCAACCAACAGAUUAUGUGCGAUAGUGGUUUAAAUGAGAGUAUACUGCAUAUCUGUAAGGAAGCAUUAAUCGAUGAAAAUCAUCCACUGCAUUCAUCAUUACAAUAUAUUUUUGAACGACUAGCAGUGCAAGCUCUACUACCCAAAGAAUUACGUACAUUUCUUCGUUUAGAACUGAAUUUCGUAAAUGAGCAUAAUUUAUGUACAAAUUACGCAAACAACGCACACAACACAACAUCAGCCAAUUUUGUACCACCUGUACCACUUACUAGAGUAAAAACGUUGGUUUCAAUAACGACACCCCGUGACUUUAGAGCCCAUUCAGGUUCUUAUACGAUGCCUCCCUUCAUUGAAAUGGAUAUGUCGACGGAAGGUUUCGCUUGUAUUUUUUUUCCAAAUAUUGCACCAAAUCAGUUGAUGUACAUGCAGAGCCAAUCUACAAUAUUACCCCAUAAACACGAUCGUUCCAAUGCAAUAGGGACGAUAGGAAUCAGAACAAUGGACAGCAAUGUGAGCGGAAUUUCUGACGGCCUCGGGCUAAGUGCUUCAUUUUCCAGUGGGGCUGGUGGAAAUACAAAUGUUGGCCCUAGUCUUCCAAUAGAAACAACCAAUUCUGGUGGCAUAGGAUCCGGUGAUAGAAGUUUUCCUUCCAAUAGCGGACUAACGUUUAGCACGUGGUUUUAUGUGGAGCGAUACCCACUCGCUCCCCUUCCAGAACGCCAUCCCAUCAGACUGCUGCAUAUUGUUCGAUUAGAAGAUGCAUCUAGUGAUGACGCAUCUGUUGUUUUUAGCAUCCUGAUAUUACCUAGCGAUAAAUCUCUCUCUGUUGCAACUCAGCAGUUUCCGUUCACACAAGAAUAUGCAAAUGUUUACAAAGAUGAGCAUUCAACACGGGUUUGGUGUCCAACUUUUAUCCAAGAAUGUCAAUGGCAUCAUGUGGUAGUAACGCUAGGUAAGGUGUCGCCUAAAUCCUCGCUGCUUUCGAUCUAUCUAGAUGGUCGACAUGUGCACUCGCAGAAAAUUCAAUCCAUUUCAUCAAGCUCUGGGACAAGCUUAGCACGGAAUUCUGCUUGUGCCUGUUUACAUGCAUUCAUUGGAACACCACCAAUAUGGCGUAUGUAUUCCAAACUGAAUUGGAAGCAAGGAAUUUGUCACCUUGUUGAUGACUCCUUCGAUGCCUCUGCUGUAGCCCGUGUUUACAUGCUUGGACCGCAUUACCUUGGAUCAUUCCAGGACGUGCGUCUAGAGGAAAAUGAACAAGUUAAUCCAUUAAUUAUGGAAGAUAAACUGGCAUUUAGCAUCAAUCCCAAGGCCUCUUCAUUUAUGACGCUCUCCAAAAUACGUAAAUUAUACAACCGUACCGAUGCAAAGGCCAUCGGAAAACAACUUGGUAUGAGUUCACAUGACAAUGCUACACCUAUUGUUGUAUUACAUAAUGCCGCGGGUCACUUGAACGGAGCUGCUCGGACACUAGGUGGAGUACUCGUUGGGUACUUAGGCAUUCGAAGUUUUAUUCCAUGUCCCGUUUCGAUGACGAUGAACACAGUAGGAGGUUGUAGUGUCGUGCUUGGUUUGGUGGCUAUGUCUCACAAUAUCGAAAGUCUGUACGCUGCCGUCAAGGCACUGACAUGUAUUUUGCGCACGAGUAAAUCAGCCAGGCAGGAAAUGAAUCAACGACGUUACUAUCAAACGCUCAGCAUGUUGUAUAAACGUAAAAAAAUGCUGCUCAAUUCCCACAUUCUGCAUCUUACUUUUAAUUUGGUUGGCACCGUCCACAGUGGUUACGAGUCUUCCACUAUUCCAAAUGUGAUUGCUUUUCAGGACUUGUUGUGCGAUUUUCCCAUAUGGACGGAUCCUUCUAACGACCUGAUACGGCCAUUAUUAGAACAUCUAUUGGAAUUGGUGACGGAAUCGAAUGAAAAAAUUGCAAAUAUCAAAAUAAUGCAAGAUUUACAGUGUGUGUCGAAGUUGUUGUGUAUAAUAGAAGACAUCACAGAUGAAGGAGCUCUCAAAGCACUAUUUGCCCUUCUACAAGCAUUGCUCUCGUAUCAAACAAGAUCUAACGAUUUGUUAUUAUUUGGACAAUAUAUUGUUAAAUGCAUUCCUAUGAUUGAAGACUCAAGGAAAAUAACUAGCGAACAAUUGACGGAUCGUCACGUACAUCUGCGGAAUUGUUGUUUAAGUAUAUUACAUCAUUUACAUUUUGGACCAAAUAAUGCUAUCAAUUGGCGAUUAUGCGAUGAUAUUGUCCGUGUACUAGGACUGGAAUGGCUACUUAUGUUAAUGCAACCGCAUUUACAUCAUUCUACGAUGCUGUGGGCAUUCCGGAUAUUAGUCAUUAUGUUAGCAAGGGAGCCCAUUAGUACUCGAUUUCGAGAAAAAGUCCAAGCCCCAAACGGAGAAGAAGGCUACCUAAAAAAUACCGAAAUUAUUUUGCAAUCAAGAAAUGCGAUUCUUAUUUCGUCGUCAUUACCCGCACAAAGUACUGCUGGUUCCGUAAAUGUGAAUUCAGACGAAAACUGCGAUACGAAACAUUCACCACAACUAAUAGGGUUUCCAUUCCUAGAAUGGCUACUACACCAUCGAAUAGAUGUUCCAGAAAUAUUUUCUUUGUUGAUCGCUCUGGUAGUCGGGUACCCUGUAAAAUCAUCCAUUGUUCCAACGAAGGAUAAAAAUCUUCAAUCAAUAUGGGCAUCUCUGUGGACAUCAGCAACUGCAAACGCCCACGUUGGUGGAACUAUAGUUAUGGAUAAAAUAACGUUUUGUACAGAAGCAGUAUGCAUUUUAUUAGGCAUAAUCAGAACCAUCGUGCACUCCGCGGAACCUGACGAAGUAGAAAGGAUACAUGUAGGAGAUGUUCCAAAUCAUUUGCUGCAAUCUCAUCCAUGUGAUGUAUUAGAACUGCUCCAAUCGUUCUACACAAAUCUUUCUGAUUUCACUCCAAUUGCCAUGAGCGAGGAGGUUAUCGUUUCGUUAAUAGCUGUAUUGUUUGCCCCUGCUGUGACCCCAAAUGUCGACAAUGCACCAAAGCAAUCUAAAGAAGAAGGAACAUCUAAUUUUCUAUUACAACAGAUCCCAGUUGCUUUACCGUACCACGAACCAAACGUUAAUCUUUUAGAACAAAAAUCCCUGAAAAAUCUAAUAACGCCUGUCGUUAUGGAUUUUCUACAAACGCUCGUUAUUGAUUCACUUUCACUGGCUAAUCCAGGGAAAACACCGCCUGUAAUAGAUAUGGUGCUUGAAUUUUUCAUUACCGGUGCUAACAUUUCUGACGAACAAAGGAAACAUUUUCUAACUGAUUUAAUUUCAUUGCUAAUGGAUAGCUUAGCAACAAUCAAUAUCAUGGUGGAAGGAACAAUCCCUGCAAUCAGUCACUCUCAACUAACACGUAGUGGCAAACAACACGUAGCUGCAAACGUGUUUUACUUAACCACUCGAUUUGUUGAUAAGCUCUGGCAAAAUAUGCUCUUGAUUGAUGGCCGCCAAAUAUUCGAUUACUGCGUGCGUCUAAUACAACAAGCGAAACGACGUGCAGGGCGUAUAUUUUCUUCAUUGGCGAAUGGCGAAGGUUUAAUCAAUGGUGGUAAUAGCACCAAUAUUUCAGGCAUGGGUUCUUUAGAACCUUUGUAUCGCUCGUUGAACAGGUGUAUACUCUAUCUCCUCGCACACCCACCUUGUCCUGCGGAUGUGUCAUUAGUGGAUAUUUUGCAAAGGCUAAUACAUAAUCGCUUAUUAGUGUUCGGCGCUGGAAACCAUGAUCCGGAUUUCUUUGGUAGUUUGACAUACUGUUUGUUGCAACUGUACCACGGCGAUGGUAGAAUUGUAACCACUCCAACAAGCGCAGGACAGGGAGGAACAACAACAUGGCAUGUUGAACCGCCACUGGUUGGGGACAAAAAUGACGCUGAAAAUGUUAGUUCCGAAACGCCAAUCGAUCAUCGAAUAUCAGAGCUAAUGAAUCUAUCGUUCAGAGUAUGGGAGGAGCUGUAUGUGUGUAAGAAACCGGUAAUAGAAGAAAUUUUCAAAGUUACUCUUACCCAUCCUUUACGGAAUGCUCGUGCGCCGAACAUGGAACGAACGCAUGCUCAGAUUUUUGAAUCUGCAUUGAAACAUUGGCUAUCCUAUGUCGAGGGAGAGCGUCGCUCGGCUUGUCGAUGUCCUUGGGAUGCCCAAAAUAGCAUACAAUCAAAGAUACAGAAGGUUACCGGUGGCUUAACGCGUUUGACCAGCCGCACAAAAUUGAAAAAGGAACCCUACAAACGACAGAUUAGACGCAUGGAUGAGUUUACAUUUGAUGCUGUAAGUCAGCUAGUAACUACUAAAUUGCAGCUAGUGCACGACUAUUGGGAAUUCCGUUCGGCACAACAAACAAACAGCUAUUUACAUACUAAACGGUAUGUCCAUCAAGACUGGCUACAAGUGGAAGCAGAAUUGAUACGUGAACGAGCUAUCUGGGGUCCAGAAUGUUGUGCAGAUUUCACAAAAUGGACGCUAGACAGUACAGAAGGUCCAUAUCGAAUGCGCAAAAAAAUGCUAAAAAAUGUAUUAUUUUACGCGCAUUACCCUCCGCGCCCAGAAUUGAUGGAACUCUCUGCUAACAGCGAUCACAACCAGCAACGGCAAAUCAAGAGCCGCGUGGCUAUCAGUCACGAUAGUGCGAAAUACAGUAAAUUCGUACAUAUGUAUCGCAACAUGUUUCCUGAACAAUUCGAACAAGAUGCAUCGAUCGUCGGUGGAUCGUUGAGAAGUGAUAUGCUCACGAGUCAAUCAAGCGAGUAUGCAAGCUGCAGUCGCGUCAAAAACGAUAUUCAUGGAUAUUGUUUAGAAAAUGAAGAAGAUCUAUCAUCGUCAUUACCAGAUAAUCAAAUACUUCUACGAUUGUUGGAAGAAAAAGAGAAGGUUUCUCACAUAUUCCGUACAGCUCGCAUACAAGGACUGGACACUUACGAAGGACUUCUUUUGUUUGGAAAGGAAUACUGUUACAUUGUGGAUGGAUUCACGCUACUUUGCAACCGGGAAAUACGCGACAUUGAUUCAUUACCGACAGACAGUUUCGAACCUAUUUUACCUAGCACAGCCUCGAGCAACAGUCAUAUAUCGCGGAGCAUACGACAAUGUUCCAAAAUAUUUUACGAAGACAUCCGCGAAAUUCACAAGCGCCGCUAUUUACUGCAACCAAUUGCUUUAGAAGUUUUUUGCGGCAAUGGACAGAAUUACUUACUAAGUUUUCCUCAAAAAGUGCGCAACAAAGUUUUUCAAAAACUAUCAUCCAUGGCAACGCACAUAGCGGAUAAUGCACAACAGUCAGUCGCAGGUCAAAAAAGAGCAGCAAGUGUUGAGCAAAACGCGGGUCUAUUCAGUAGUUUGAUUGGCGAAACAUCCGUUACUCAACGCUGGGUUCGUGGUGAAAUAUCAAACUUUCAAUACCUGAUGCAUUUAAAUUCCCUGGCUGGACGAUCGUAUAAUGACUUGAUGCAAUAUCCCGUAUUCCCGUGGAUUUUGGCAAACUACGACUCUGAAACAAUAGACUUAAAUGAUCCAGCGAAUUUCCGCGAUUUGGCUAAGCCAAUGGGAGCCCAAUCUCAGGAACGGUUGGAACAGUUUCAAAAACGUUAUAAAGACUGGGACGAUCCUCUUGGUGAUACCCCUCCGUAUCACUAUGGUACCCAUUACAGCUCAGCCAUGAUCAUAUGUUCGUACUUGGUUCGACUAGAACCGUUCACGCAACAUUUUCUACGCCUGCAGGGAGGUCAUUUUGAUCUGGCUGAUAGAAUGUUUCACAGUAUUAAGGAAGCCUGGGUUUCUGCGUCUAAGCAAAAUAUGGCCGAUGUAAAAGAAUUAAUUCCUGAAUUCUUUUAUUUACCCGAAUUUUUGGAAAAUACUAACAGUUUUGAUUUGGGCUCGAAGCAAAAUGGGGAGGUGCUAAAUCAUGUGGUGCUACCACCAUGGGCUAAAAAUGAUCCUCGUGAAUUUAUCCGGCUUCACCGAGAGGCGCUGGAAUGCAACUACGUUAGUCGUCAAUUACACCUGUGGAUCGAUCUUAUUUUCGGAUGCAAGCAACAAGGACAGGCAUCCAUUGACGCGGUGAACGUAUUUCAUCAUCUUUUUUACGAAGGAAAUGUCGAUAUUUACAAUAUUGAAGAUCCACUUCAGAAGAGCGCUGCAAUAGGUUUCAUCAACAACUUUGGUCAAAUUCCGAAACAAUUGUUCCGAAAACCACAUCCUGCUAAGAGAAUGUCGCCGAUGAAACAGUUUUCCAUGCUAGUGGACGUGAGUCCGCUUAUUCCCCCACUAUCGCCGAUUGGGAGUACACCAACUAUAAACUACGAAAAAAUAUUUUAUUAUCAUCUAAACAAUCUCAAACCCACUCAACAUCCCAUCAAAGAAGUAAAAGGUCCUGUAGGACAAAUCAUACAACAUGAAAAAAAUGUGUUGGCAGUCGAACAAAAUAAGAUUCUUAUUCCAAGCGCAUAUAACCGGUAUGUGGCCUGGGGAUAUGCUGAUCAUUCGAUACGUGUUGGCAGUUACGAUUCAGAUCGGCCAUCGUAUGCUUGGGAAAACAUCGACCACUCUGGUGAAAUUCUCGCCUGCACUUGCCCCAAUACUAAAAUGUUGAUCUUAGCCGGCACUAGUUCUGUACUGUCAGUGUAUAAUAUCGAUAUAAAGAUAAAAAAAAUAUCUCUCAAACAAACGUUAUUUGGGCACACAGAUGCCGUAACUGCUCUUUCUUCGAGCAACGCAUAUAAUAUAAUAAUAAGUGGUUCGCGUGAUCGUAGUGCAAUAAUUUGGGAUCUCGCACGAUUAUCUUAUGUCCGGCAACUGACCGGACAUACGGGAGUUGUGUCUGCCGUCAGUAUUAACGAGUUAACGGGUGAUAUAGCUACAUGUUCUGGUACUUGGCUGCAUAUUUGGUCUAUCAAUGGCCUUCAAUUAGCGGCUGUUAAUACAAGCAUGAGUUGUUCGGAUCGAAUGCAGCAGAUACUUUGUGUAGCAUUUUCAAGUAUUCGCGAAUGGGAUGCGAAUAAUGUAAUAAUUACUGGUUCAACCGAUGGCGUAGUAAGGAUGUGGUCAGUAGAAUUUGUGUUGCAUAAAAAACACAAUUCAACAGAGCAACUGUCAGCAUUCUUACCUGAACACAAAGACAAUAAUUUACAAUCAGUAAAAGGGAACGUGCAAUGGGAGAGAAGAUUAUGUUUUAGAGUGGAAUUGACUAUGCACACUGCUUAUGAUUACAAGGUCAAUACAGAACCGGCAAGCAUAACUACGCUUGCUAUAUCCAAAGACCACCGCACAGUUUACGUGAUGCAAGAGGUCGGGUGUAUGCGUGGUCUGCUACAGAUCUUUCCUGUUCUAACAAUUGCAGAACCGUUAGUGGAAUGGUACCUCAAAACUUCAAUAAAUGUUCGAGUUUAGAUCAUUGAUAACAUAAGAAAGGAAUAGAUGCGGAGAAGGUCGAUAAUAUCGAGUUAAUUAGUGCAUACCCACCAAAUAGUAUUAAAUAUUAGAAAACACGAUUCAUUAUCGCAUUUGUUUUUAGUCUCAUAACAUGUUGACAUAAUGUUAAUAGAAGAAUAAAACUAGGUGUGUUACAGUUAGUAUUAUCGAUUGUAUUGACUAGUCUAAAACUA
Anopheles nili is the source of this 10469-nucleotide messenger RNA. It is a transcript of the gene bchs, whose product is annotated as WD repeat and FYVE domain-containing protein 3. Gene Ontology annotation, molecular function: protein binding. The record is from RefSeq and is a predicted model, not a curated record. NCBI's taxonomy places the organism in Eukaryota, Metazoa, Arthropoda, Insecta, Diptera, Culicidae. The transcript has 29 exons. Bases 1 to 10254 code for a protein of 3417 amino acids.